GAUUUGGAAACGCGGAGAAGUUUUCCUGUGUUGCGGGCUAACAAUGGACACUCAGAAGGACGUUCAACCUCCAAAGCAGCAACCAAUGAUAUAUAUCUGUGGAGAAUGUCACACAGAAAAUGAAAUAAAAUCUAGGGAUCCAAUCAGAUGCAGAGAAUGUGGAUACAGAAUAAUGUACAAGAAAAGGACUAAAAGAUUGGUCGUUUUUGAUGCUCGAUGAAACCUGGGAAUUCAGAGGAAUGUCUUCACUUAUACUUAAUUUGCUCUCUCAAUGUUUCUAAUUGUUGUAUAGAUUUCGAUUUUGCAUACAGUAGUUUCCCCUUAUCUUCAGGGGAUGCAUCCCAAGGCCCCCAGUGGACUCCUGAAACCUCAGAUAGUACCAAACCUUUAUACACCUUUUUUCUAUAUAUACAUACCGAUGAUAAAGUGUAAUGUAUAAAUUAAGCAUAGCAAGAGAUUAAUAAAAUAGAACAACGAUAACAUACUGCAAUAAAGUUAUAUGAAUGUGGUUGGUCUUUCUUGCUCUCAAAAUAUCUUCUUAUACAGUGUACAGUACUCACCUGUUUUUGGAUGUCGUUGACUACAGAUAACUGAAA
Messenger RNA from Sapajus apella (tufted capuchin), 596 nucleotides. Its product is annotated as DNA-directed RNA polymerases I, II, and III subunit RPABC4. NCBI's taxonomy places the organism in Eukaryota, Metazoa, Chordata, Mammalia, Primates, Cebidae. The record is from RefSeq and is a predicted model, not a curated record. Gene Ontology annotation, biological process: DNA-templated transcription. Gene Ontology annotation, cellular component: RNA polymerase II, core complex; RNA polymerase I complex; RNA polymerase III complex. The coding region runs from base 44 to 220 and encodes 58 amino acids. The transcript has a single exon. Gene Ontology annotation, molecular function: zinc ion binding; DNA-directed RNA polymerase activity; DNA binding.